This is a messenger RNA of Aphis gossypii (cotton aphid), 4830 nucleotides long. RefSeq lists its product as uncharacterized. The record is from RefSeq and is a predicted model, not a curated record. Gene Ontology annotation, biological process: DNA integration. NCBI's taxonomy places the organism in Eukaryota, Metazoa, Arthropoda, Insecta, Hemiptera, Aphididae. Gene Ontology annotation, molecular function: nucleic acid binding. Bases 1 to 4830 code for a protein of 1609 amino acids. The transcript has a single exon.
AUGACUGCCAAAUUAAUAGCAAGACGCGGACAGCUCAAAGGCGUAUUAACACGGUUCGGGAGCUACGUUUCCGCUGAAGAUAGCGACAUCGAGCAAAUUCUUGUUAGAAAAGAAAAAAUUGAAGAGGUCUGGCAAGAAUUUAAUCAGGUUCAAUCUGAAUUAGAAUUGGAUGAGCAAAAUGACAGCGAGGAUCUGUGUAAUUAUAGAAUUGAGUUCGAAGAAUCAUAUUUUAAAGCGAUCGCUACAGCCAAUAAAAAGAUUCAACGAGAACAAAAUACGAGUAGCAUUACGACUCUUCAACGGGAAGAUAAUCUGAAAGAAGAAAACAGUAAUAAGGAAUGUUGCAGAGCCACUCCGAUUAUAAAAUUAGCCGCUUUAAAUGUCCCUACGUUUACGGGUUCAUAUACUGAGUGGGCAUCAUUUUACGACAUAUAUACAUCGUUAAUACAUAACAACGACAACCUAUCCACAAUACAAAAAUUUUUCUACCUGCGAUCGUCAUUAGCGGAAGGUGCUGCCGAUUGUAUAAAAAAUAUUGAAACUACGUCAAACAAUUAUCAAAGUGCGUGGAAUAAUUUAAUUACGCGUUACAAUAAUAAAAAACUGUUGGUGCAGACUCACGUCAAGGCUAUAUGUGAUUUACCUGCUAUUAAAAAUAAAUCUUCAGCGAGUUUACGGCAAUUUUCUGACGCGUUACAUAGUCAUUUAUCGGCAUUGAAAGCACUAGGUCAACGACCUGAUGAUUGGGGUCCGUUAUUGCUACAUAUCAUUAAUACAAAGAUGGAUACGGAUACAAUUAGCGAUUGGGAAUUAAAAACCCCUCGGGACGAACUACCUAAAGUUAUCGAAUUGCUCGAUUUUUUGGAUUCGCGUUUCCAUAUUUUAGAAGCAGUUGAAUCGGCUAAACAUAUGAACAAAGCAUCAAAUAGCGUAAACGAUAAUAAAAAUACUAAUCGAAAAAACAAAUUCGACAAAAAUAGUGUAUCAUUCGCGGCAACUUCGGAGGUACAGUGUUAUGUGUGCAACUCAUCACACACAAUAUAUAAAUGUCCUGCGUUCAUAGCAUUGGCGAUCGGCGAUCGCAUUAAAAAAACAACCGAACUUGGACUUUGUAAAAUAUGUCUACGUCGGCAUGAGAAGAAGAAAUGUCUUGCGCGACACUGCUUUAAGUGUGGAAAACCACAUAACACGUUGUUACACAUAGUUACGGAGUAUCAGAAAGCUUCUGCACCUGUUAGUGAAAAGAAUAAAGUUGCCACUGAAGUGCAGGUAUCGUCACCGGUGACUACUUCAGUUAACGCACACGUAUCAACAACAACGGAACAUGUUUUAUUAUCUACAGCAUUGGUAUCAGCGGUGAAUAUAAAAGGAAGUAUGAUACCAUGUCGAGUACUAUUGGAUUCCGGUUCCCAAACGAAUUUUAUAACUGAAGAAUUAGCGCAAACGUUAAAAUUAAAAAAAAUUAAAAUUGAACAUUUAAUUAACGGUAUCGGCGAAACGUCACAACGCGUGACCUCCGCGGUUUGGGGAGCAAUUAAAUCACGUAUGAAUAAUUAUACAUUGAAUUUACGAAUGGUGGUAGUACCCAAAAUCACUGGACAUCUACCAAAUAAGAAGGUGAACGCGAAAUAUAAUAUUCCCGACGGUAUAAAAUUAGCAGAUCCGUUAUUCUAUUCACCACAAAAAAUUGACAUCUUAAUAGGUGCCGAACACUUUUUUGAUAUUCUAUGUGAAGGAAAAAUACGUCCAAAUCCUAACGGCCCGUUAUAUCAAAAAACAACGUUUGGUUGGGUAGCUUCCGGACCAGUCACAAUAAAUCAACGUGAAAAUGCAAUGAUCACGAGUACAACAUUUUACACAACUGAAAGCGGGCCAACGUUAGAAAAUCUGUUACAAAAAUUUUGGAUCAUCGAAGAACCAGGAAAUAACGUCACACACACGCAAGAGGAACGAGCAUGCGUAGACCAUUUUAAUAAUACGGUUACGCGAUGUAAAUUUGACGGACGUUUCAUAGUUCAACUACCUUUCCGCGAGAACGCAAAACGAUUGGGAAAAUCAUAUGAAAUUGCAAAACGACGGUUAUUAGCCAUGGAGAGAAAAUUCGAAAACAACAGUGAAUUGAAGAUAGAAUAUCACCGUUUUAUGAAGGAAUACGAAGAAUUAGGCCAUAUGGAACUAGUAAAAGACGGAGAAGACGAAAUUGAAGGUGAAACGUGCUAUCUGCCACAUCAUGCAGUGAGGAAAGAAUGCAGCACGUCGACAAAACUACGCGUUGUAUUCGACGCAUCGUGCAAGACACAGUCAGGUGUAAGUCUAAACGAUACACUAUUAAAAGGACCUGUCAUUCAGGAUGACAUCAUAUUUAUAUUAGCGCGGUUCCGAACACACAAGUACGUCUUAUCAGCCGAUGUAGAAAAAAUGUAUCGGCAGAUUUGGGUAUCAGAGCCGCACCGCAAUAUGCAGCGCAUAUUGUGGCGAACAAGUCCAGAUGCACCUAUACGGACUUAUCGAUUAAAGACGGUCACAUACGGUACGGUACCAGCUUCGUAUCUGGCUACCGCAUGCUUCAAACAUUUGGCCGAAACGCACCAAGAACAACAUCGUGAGGGGGCGGAAGCUAUCGUGCGUGACUUCUAUAUGGAUGACUUCUUAGGAGGUGCGGAAACUAAUGAGAAGACCGCCGAACUUUUAGUACAACUUACUACACUAUUAAAUACUGCCGGUAUGAAGUUACGAAAGUGGUCAUCAAACGAUAUUAGUUUGAUUAAAUCAAUAGUACCCGAGGAAGACAUUGAAUUAUCUAAUGAUUUCGAAAGCGAUAGUACGGUAAAAAAAAUCUUGGGACUAUUUUGGGACGCCAGCUCUGACGAAUUAAGAUAUAAAGUUCCACUGUUACCAAGUUGUGCAGAAUACACGAUUACGAAACGGAAGAUGCUAUCGGAUAUAGCAUCAAUUUUUGAUCCUUUAGGCUUGGUGGGACCGGUAGUCAUACGGGCAAAGAUAUUAUUACAGUCUUUGUGGCGAGAAAAAAUCAAUUGGGACGAGGCAGUACCAGAUUUUAUGCAGGAAGAGUGGCGUAAAUAUUGCGAAUCGAUUCCGUCAUUAAAUAAUUUGGUCAUACCACGUAAAAUUGCAGGUGAUUUAAUUAACGACAAAGUAGAGAUACACGGAUUUUCAGAUGCCAGCGAAGUGGCUUACGGUUGCUGUCUAUACUUGAGAUGCAUAAAUAGUGACGGUGCAUGUUCUACUAGUUUAAUAUGCGCUAAAUCCAAAGUAGCCCCAAUAAAGUCAUUGUCUAUUCCACGCUUAGAAUUAUGUGCCGCCUUGUUGUUAGUACGUGUAGCAACCACAUUAUUACCUAAGUUACAAAUAAAUAUACAGCGAAGAUACUUUUGGACUGAUUCGACUAUCGUAUUAUCUUGGAUUGCAUCGCCGUCUGCGAAGUGGAAGACCUUUGUAGCAAAUAGAGUGAGUGAAAUACAAGACAAAUCUUUACAGUCUGAGUGGCGCCAUGUUAGAACGAACGAUAAUUCCGCCGACGUAAUUUCAAGAGGCUGUUGUCCAUCAAAGUUGGUUGAAAACGAUAUGUGGUGGUCCGGUCCGUCCUGGUUAUGUCAAAAUGAGCGCGAAUGGCCAGAACCACCGAAGAACACGUCAUCAAACGAGUCCAUCGCAGAUGAUAGUACGAUAGAGAUGAAGAAAGACAAGACGUUCGCUAUGGUGGUGUCAGUAUCACCUGAAACAAUUCUACAUCGUUUCUCAUCGUUCUCAAAAUGCAUACGUGUAACCGCAUGGUGUUUACGGUUCAAAAAUAAUACAUUACUUAAAAAUUUGAAAUUUAGCGGAUCGCUUAGUCCGCGUGAAUUGGAUAACGCAACUACGACAUUAAUAAAAACAAUACAAGCAUCUUAUUUCGCUAGUGAGCUACGCGAGUUAAAAAAGGGAAACUGCGUCCUACCGAAAAGUAAACUAUUGCGUCUACGUCCCUUCUUGGACGAAAAUGAUUUAAUACGCGUCGGUGGUCGUUUGAAAAAUGCUUCAACAAUUGAUAUACAGCACCGGCACCCGAUUGUCCUGCCAGCCGAUUGCACAUUUACUAAAAUAUUAUGCCGCGAACAACAUGAACGCUUGAUGCACGGCGGACCACAAGCGGUGUUAGCAGCAAUACGUCUGAAGUACUGGCCGAUAAAUGCACGUAAUUUGAUUCGCAGUUUAAUACAUAAAUGUGUCGUAUGUUUUCGUAGUAAGCCAAUAACCGUAGAACCGAUUAUGGGAAAUUUACCUAGUGAUCGCGUCGUGCCCGGACGUCCGUUUAUUAAAUGUGGUGUAGAUUUCGCUGGACCAUUUUUUAUAAAAAGUAGUCUAUUACGUCGAGCCCCAGUAGUUAAGUCGUAUGCAUGUGUGUUCGUUUGCUUUUCUACCAAAGCGGUUCACAUUGAAUUGGUUAGCGAUCUCACUACACAGUCGUUCCUAAAUGCAUUAAAUAGAUUUUUUGACAGGCGCGGAAGGAGCUCCGCGAUAUAUUCGGACAACGCGACUAACUUCGUCGGCGCGAAUAAUAAGCUUAAAGAACUACGUCAACUUUUCCAAUCGAAGCAACAUUUAAAUAAUACCGAAAAGGCAUUAGCCGACAUAGGUGUUACAUGGCAUUUUAUUCCUCCGCGUUCACCGCAUUUCGGUGGGUUGUGGGAGGCAGCGGUGAAGUCCAUGAAAUCGUUGUUGGGAAAAUUAUUGGGCAACGUAAAUCUGACAUUCGAAGAAUUAGCCACUCUCCUAACACGCGCUGAGAAGCAUUUUAAACUCUCGCCCUCUAACUCAACUAUCCUCUGA